Messenger RNA from Seminavis robusta, 1607 nucleotides. Lineage: Eukaryota; Bacillariophyta; Bacillariophyceae; Naviculales; Naviculaceae. The record is from the annotation of a GenBank genome assembly.
CUCGAUCCUUCCACCUUCAUUUUAUGCUUGCCAUGCCCGAGGUAGCUAUAAUAUUCAUUAUUUUAAAAGCUUGACAGGGCAAGAUGAUAUUCAAUCCCCACAAACUAGGUGUGCACAAGGUCUUGCAGUACAUUCCCUGGAUGGGACGGCUAUUGGACAUACAGCAUCAAGCUCGUGUGCGGCAAGCAGUCAAUAUCGCGGAUUUGCGGAACAUUGCUCGUGGGAGAGCGCACAAGAUGGUCUUUGAUUAUUUGGAUGGAGGCGCGGACGAUGAAAUUACACUGCGACGCAAUAAGGACGCCUUUUCACAACACGAAAUGCACUACAAGGUACUCAGUGGCAUACAGCCGCCCUUGGAUUUGUCCACCAAUAUCUUGGGAAUGGACGUUCAGCUGCCCUUUUUUGCCUGUCCCACUGCGGGAAACUGCAUGUUCCACCAUCAAGGAGAAACGGCCGUCGCGAAAGCAUCCCAUCAACGAAACAUGCUCUACGCCAUGUCGUGUCUCUCCACCACAUCGCUCCCACAAAUUCAAAACGAAUACCCCAAGCCGGGCAAAGUCUUUCAGCUCUACGUAUGGAAAGACCGACAAAUUGUCAAGGAUUUACUGCAAGAAGCAAAACGUCACAAUUUCACGGCAUUGGCAUUGACCGUCGAUGUCUCCUGGAUGGGAAAUCGAGAACGAGAUCCACGCAAUGGAUUCACCGUACCUCCUAAUUACACGCUGCAACAAACCAUUCAAGCCAUGCAACGACCGGCAUGGACGUUUGAUUUCCUCUCCCGAAAACCAUACGCUUACGCGUGUUUCAACAAGGAUGUUCCCGCCGAUUCCAUGGCACAAUUCAUUAAUUCACAGCUCACUCCUGAUUUUAGUUGGCACGAUGCCGAAUGGUUGCUGGGAGAAUGGAAUUUGCCACACACGGCCAUUAAAGGAGUUGUGCGGCCCGACGAUGCCGUGACUGCCAAACAAGUCGGAUUCUCCACAGUUUGGAUUUCCAAUCAUGGAGGACGACAACUCGAAACGGCACCCGCCACCAUCGAUGUACUGCCACAAAUUCGACAUGCCGUAGGACCUGACAUGGGCAUUAUUCUCGAUGGCGGGAUUCAACGAGGUACCGAUAUCGCCAAGGCGAUUGCCCUCGGUGCCAAUGGUGUUGGCAUUGGAAAACCAUAUCUCUGGGGAUUGGCCGCCGGAGGACAAGCCGGAGUUGAAAAAGCAUUUGAUAUCUUGCAUCGAGAACUCGAUCGUGCCAUGGGGCUCCUCGGGACGCCGACCAUUGCCGAUUUGCAACGGGAAGGACCCAAUCUGAUUCAAAAACGACAAGGCUCUGUUCGAGAUUAUCCCGAUCGAUACGCCCACGACAGAGGGUAUGGUGGUGGGGUUGUGUAGCCUAAAAUUACAAACAAACAAAAAAACACGGAUAGGCCCCCAGUGGACGGAUCAUCACUGUGCUGCAGCCAAAGCUUUGUAGCCUAAAAUUACAGUGUAGCCAGCCAGAAAGACUCCACACAUGAAUCGGGAACUUCGGCUGUUCUUUGCUUAUAAGCCUGGCCCCCGGCGGCUGGCUUCCGUAGAUAAUUUCCCUACUCUAAAACCCCCCUCAUCGUC